Molecule: messenger RNA, 4650 nt
Organism: Octodon degus (degu)
Lineage: Eukaryota; Metazoa; Chordata; Mammalia; Rodentia; Octodontidae
Biological process (GO): proteolysis; virion assembly; DNA integration
Molecular function (GO): nucleic acid binding; aspartic-type endopeptidase activity; zinc ion binding
Source: RefSeq, a predicted model, not a curated record
AUGUUGCCCACCCAGAAAGCUCAUCAGAGCAUUGACAGCAAGAGUUCUUACCAGGAGAGAGCACACAAUCUCUCCCUUAAUGUUAAGAAGAAAAAAUGGCAAACUCUGUGCUCUUCAGAAUGGCCAUCCUUUCAGGUGGGAUGGCCCCCAGAGGGAUCCUUUUAUCCAUCCCUGGUACAAGCGGUAAGAACUGUAGUUUUCCAUCCAGGCCAUGGCCACCCUGACCAACAACCCUAUAUUCUAACCUGGCAAGAUCUCUGUGAAAAUCCACCAGGGUGGGUAAAACCUUUCCUUCCUCCUGCUUCACUUCAGACUGCUCCUCUCUUGCCAGUUAAGUUUCAGUCCUCCUCUUCCAGCCUCUAUCCACCUCUGUCACCUCCGGUUCUCCUGGAAUCUCAAACUGACUUAAUGCAUCUCGACCUAGAGAAACCUCCAUCUCAAUAUGUGCCCACUCCAUCUCCGCCUGCUGUUUCUCCUGCAACCUCUCCUCCUCCUACCUCCCCCGAGCUUGAAUCUUCAGUGGAGGAUGAUUACGGGCCAGCACAGGGAACUCGAGGAGCCCGUAGCAAGCAAGCAAAGAGUCCACAAGAAGUGGCCAGGACACUUCCACUCCAGCCAUAUGGACCGAUGAUUGACAACGGCCACGGAGGAGAAAUGCCAACACUCCAGUAUUGGCCAUUCUCCUCUUCAGAUUUGUAUAACUGGAAAAAUAAUAAUCCCCAUUUUUCCGAGGACCCAUCUAGGUUAAUGGCGCUGCUGGAGUCACUUAUGUACUCUCAUCAGCCCACUUGGGAUGAUUGUCAUCAAUUGUUGGGGACCCUUUUUACCCAGGAAGAGAGAGAAAGAAUCCUCACAGAAGCCAGGAAAUUGGUUCCUGGACCGGGUGGUGUUCCUACUCAGAUGCCAAACCUCAUUCAUGACGCCUUUCCCCUGCGCCGUCCAGACUGGAACCCAAAUACUCUGGAAGGUAGGGAGCAUCUGUCCAUAUAUCGCCAGACUCUUAUGGCGGGUCUCAAGGCAGCUGGGCACCGACCAACCAAUUUGGCUAAGGUAAGAGAGAUUAAUCAGGGGCCUGAUGAAACACCGUCAGCCUUCCUAGAAAGGAUAAUGGAAGCUUAUCACAGGUACACUCCCUUCGAUCCUCAGGAUGUGGGACUGCGAGGGUCAGUUGCUAUGACCUUUAUAACCCAAUUGGCCCUAGAUAUUAGAAGGAAGCUCCAGAGCUUACACGGGUUACAAAACUCUACCUUAAGGGAUUUAGUGAAAGAAGCUGAUAAAGUGUUUUAUAUGAGAGAAACAGAGGAAGAGAAGGAAGCACAAAAGGUGAGAGAAAGAGAGGAAAGGGAAGAAGAAAAAGAAAAGAGGAAUCUAGAGAGGGAGAAAGAAAGGGAUCGAAGACGAAAUAAGGAAUUAACUAAAAUCUUGGCUACUGUAGUACAGGGAAACACAGAUGAGAGAAAAAAGCCACGCCGCCCUUCGUUAAAACCCAACCAGUGUGCCUAUUGUAAGGAGAUUGGGCAUCUCAUCAAGGACUGCCCAAAGAGGCCAAACAGACCUCCUCAAAAGCACCAACCAACAAUGUUGGCCCUGGAAGAAGAUGAUGAUUAGGGGGAACGGGGCUCGGUUCCCCUCCCCGAGCUCAGGGUAACCUUUGAUGUGGAGGGGACUCCAAUUGAUUUCAAAGUAGACAUGGGCACGGUAUUCUCUGCCCUCCAAAAACCACUUGGACACCUGUCCAAUCAAAGAACCUUAGUCCAGGGAGCAAAUGGCAGCAGAUACCGGGCCUGGACUACAAAGAGAACUAUGGACUUAGGAAAAGGAAAAGUACAACAUUCUUUUCUGGUCAUACCUGAAUGCCCAGCUCCCUUAAUGGGAAGGGACUUGUUAACCAAAUUAAGGGCCAGGAUAAACUUUGAGCCUCAGGGGCCCCAGGUAACUUUCCUUAACCCACUGGUGCAUCGUCCUAUGGCAGCUAUGCUAACCAUGGCCACUGAGGAUGAAUACCAACUCUAUAUGCAACCUAAAGACCCAUCCAUCCCUCAGAAUUGGCUAACAGAAUUCCCCGACUCAUGGGCUGAAACUGCCGGAUUAGGACUUGCUAUCUCCCAACCACCUAUAGUCAUAACUUUAAAGGCAUCGGCUACCCCAGUCUGCAUUAAACAAUAUCACAUAAGUAAGAAAGCUCACCUGGCAAUAAAAGGACAUAUCCAAAAAUUUCUCACCCUAGGAAUAUUAAUACCAUGCCGGUCGGCCUGGAAUACUCCUUUGCUGCCAGUCAAAAAGCCUGGAACUGAGGAUUAUAGGCCAGUGCAAGAUCUAUGGGAAGUAAAUAACAGAGUAGAAGACAUACACCCCAUGGUGCCUAAUCCCUACAAUUUACUCAGCACCCUGAACCCUGAAAGAACUCAGUAUACAGUGUUAGACUUAAAGGAUGCCUUCUUUUGUCUGCCUUUACACAAAGAUAGUCAACCCCUGUUUGCUUUUGAGUGGACGGACCAAGAUACGGGAACAACAGGACAGUUGACAUGGACUCGUCUUCCACAGUGGUUCAAAAAUAGCCCUAUCAUCUUUGAUGAAGUCCUCCACAGGGACCUGGCUACCUUCCGGACUCAACACUCAGAGGUAACACUUCUCCAGUAUGUAGAUGAUCUUCUGCUGGCUGCAGACUCUAAGACAAACUGUAUGUAUGGGACACAGGAAAUUUUAGGAGAUCUUGCCCUAUUGGGGUACCGAGCCUCGGCCAAAAAGGCCUAAAUCUGUCAAAAAGAGGUUACCUUCCUGGGAUAUACUCUCAGAGAAGGAAAACGAUGGCUUACAGAGACAAGGAAAAAGACUGUCACCCAAAUCCCUCCACCUAAAAACCAGAGACAGUUAAGGGAAUUCCUGGGGACUGCAGGAUUCUGUCAUGUCUGGAUACCGGGUUUCACUUCUUUGGCCGCCCCUCUCUAUCCUCUCUUGAAAGGGAACAUCACUUUCAUCUGGGGCCCGGAUCAACAACGGGCCUUUGACGAGAUAAAAAGGGCCCUAUUGUCGGCCCCUGCCUUGGCCCUCCCCGAUGUGGACAAGCCUUUCACCCUCUACAUAGAGGAAAGGUGAGGCAUUGCAUGAGGAGUCCUAACUCAGACCUUCGGCCCCUGGAAGCGACCUGUGGCUUACUUGUCAAAGAGGCUAGACUCUGUAGCCAGCAGAUGGCCACAUUGUUUAAAGGCCAUCGCAGCUGCUGCUGUGUUGACCAAAGAUGCAGACAAAUUAACUUUGGGACAAAAGCUAACUAUCUUAGCUCCACAUGCUCUAGAGAGUGUUAUUUGCCAACCUCCAGAUAAGUGGCUUUCCAACGCCAGAAUUACUCACUACCAAAGCCUCCUGUUCAAUAAGGACCGAAUAUCGUUCGGUCCACCCACUACUCUCAACCCAGCCACCCUGCUGCCCAAAGAGACAUCAGAGCCUGUUCUCCACACCUGCCAGGAGAUCCUGGCAGAGGAAACUGGAAUCCGCCGAGAUCUCACUGACCUGUCGCUUCCAGAUGCUGAGGUAACUUGGUACACGGAUGGCAGCAGCUUCCUGCUGAAAGGUAAGAGACAUGCAGGAGCUGAGCUGACCGAUGGGACUUGGGUUAUCUGGUCGUCAGGACUAAGAGAGGGCUCUUCAGCACAGCGGGCAGAACUCAUUGCCCUUACUAUGGCUCUAGAACUGGCUGAGGGAAAAAGAGCAAAUGUCUAUACCGACAGCCGCUACGCUUUCGCCACAGCACACGUUCAUGGAACUAUCUAUCAACAAAGAGGGCUCCUUACCUCAGCAGGAAAAGAAAUUAAAAAUAAACAAGAGAUACUCAGGCUCUUAUCAGCUAUCAUGUUGCCACAAAAGCUGGUUAUAGUGCAUUGCAACAGCCAUCAGAAGGGCUCUAGCCCCAUUGUAAAGGGAAACAACCAUGCUGAUAAAGCUGCUAGGCAAGCAGCCCUAGAUACUCCUACUGUCCUAACCCUAGAAACUGCCAAAUCGCCCGAACUGCCUGCACCGCCCCAUCUAAUGAAGGAACCAGAGCUCCAAUCUUACUUCCAACAGGUUCAUAAGUUAACUCAUUUGGGCAUCAAAAGGCUUUGCCUCCUGGCCCAACAUCAAAACACCAGCGAGCUCCCGCUAUCCAAAAUCUAUAAACUGGCCAAGCAAAUUAUUGAUGAUUGUAAAACUUGUCAGCUUAUUAACUCACACCCCUCUAAAUCUGUAAGAGGAACAAGACUAUGAGGAGAGAGGCCCAGACAAUAUUGGAAAAUAGAUUUCACUGAAGUAAAACCCGCUAAAUAUGGACUCAAAUAUUUACUAGUUUUUAUAGACACUUUUUCAGGAUGGAUGGAGGCCUUUCCCACCAAGCGGGAAACAGCACAAACAGUGGUCAAAAUUAAUGGAAGAAAUUUUUCCUCGAUUUGGCAUGCCAAAGGUAAUAGGGUCAGACAAUGGGCCGGCAUUUGUGGCACAGAGAUCGAUUCUUGGGGCACUUCCAUCAUGGCGACUCGACCCUUAUACCAGGAUGACUUCGGCUCUCAAAUUCUACAUAAAAACCCAAUAAUUGAUACAUCACCAGCAUGUCAGUCUCCCCAGAAAUCAUUUCAUGGAAAACGCUUCCAGGGAGAACCACAUAGAGAACAAAAUGAG